This is a messenger RNA of Papilio machaon (common yellow swallowtail), 676 nucleotides long. RefSeq lists its product as uncharacterized. The transcript is spliced from 6 exons. Bases 77 to 676 code for a protein of 199 amino acids. The record is from RefSeq and is a predicted model, not a curated record. NCBI's taxonomy places the organism in Eukaryota, Metazoa, Arthropoda, Insecta, Lepidoptera, Papilionidae.
CAAUCUACUUAAAGAAAAUAUCAAUCCUGACGAUAACCAAGACAACGACGAUGCAAUUCCUGUUGAUAAUGAUAACAUGAUUGUUGAGACUGCGAAGCGUUCCGCAGUUGCGACGGUGUUGAACGGCAGCCGUCGCCGUCGUCAGCCGACGCCCGCGCUCGGUAAGGCCGUCACGCCGUAUGUCGGCGUCGGUGUUUUGAACGAUAUGGACAACUUCUUCGAUUUCCUGCGCGACAACUUGGACGGUUUGAAUUCCAUACCUUCGCACCAAGGUUCCAAUACAUUCCGAGAGACGCCGAACGUCCUACAAAUACCAUCUUCAGGAGCCGGCGGGACCGGCAGUGGUAUGAGGCGACUGCAAGCGCUGCGCCCGCUGCGCCCUGCCGGACAUAUCAGAUCCUACAACCGCAGAUCUUUCGUGGAGAGUGAGGAGUACCCCAGGGCUAACAACCAUGACCCAGGCCUGCUGUGGACGGGACUCGGCCGCCGGCCAAUCAUCGAAAACAACGCGGUUACCGGUGUUGCGUCUAGAAAUUAUCAUUCAAUCAAACCGCCACAAGUUAAACUGCGUUCAUAUGAAUCUAGAGUGAAAAAUAAAAAAAUGGAAUCUAAAACAAUUUAUGAUAACUGUUCACCUUUUUGGGAUAAUUAUUUUUAUAUAAAUAAUAAAUCUUAA